This is a messenger RNA of Gekko japonicus, 792 nucleotides long. RefSeq names its product chymotrypsinogen 2-like. The transcript is spliced from 7 exons. Gene Ontology annotation, biological process: proteolysis. Gene Ontology annotation, molecular function: serine-type endopeptidase activity. Bases 1 to 792 code for a protein of 263 amino acids. NCBI's taxonomy places the organism in Eukaryota, Metazoa, Chordata, Lepidosauria, Squamata, Gekkonidae. The record is from RefSeq and is a predicted model, not a curated record.
AUGGCCACUAUCUGGUUCCUGUCCUGCCUUGCCCUCCUUGGCACUGCCUAUGGUUGCGGUGUUCCCGCCAUCCAACCUGUCCUCAGUGGAUAUUCACGGAUAGUCAAUGGAGAGGAGGCAGUGCCUGGAUCAUGGCCCUGGCAGGUUUCUCUGCAGGACAGCACCGGCUUCCAUUUCUGUGGAGGUUCUCUGAUCAGAGAGAACUGGGUGGUCACGGCUGCCCACUGCAACGUCAGGACAACUCAUCAAGUGGUGUUGGGAGAAUUUGACCAAGGCACUCCUUCAGAGGAAGUUCAGGUCCUAAAGAUUGCCAAGGUCUUCAAGAACCCCAAGUUUAACAUCUUCACCAUCAAAAAUGACAUCACACUGCUGAAGCUCGCCACUCCAGCCAGGAUAACGGCUAGCGUGUCUCCCGUGUGUCUACCCGAGGCCUCGGAUGACUUCCCUGGGGGCAUGUCUUGCGUCACAACUGGAUGGGGUCUUACGCGCCACAAUGACAAGGACACCCCAGAGAAGCUACAGCAAGUGGCCCUUCCUCUGCUGACCAACCAAGAGUGCAAGAAAUACUGGGGCAACCGCAUUGCUGAUGUCAUGGUCUGUGCAGGUGCUGCAGGAGCAUCCUCGUGCAUGGGAGACUCUGGUGGACCCUUGGUGUGCCAGAAGGAUGGUGCCUGGACCUUGGCAGGGAUUGUCUCCUGGGGCAGCAGUACCUGCUCCACAUCUAGCCCUGGGGUCUAUGCCCGCGUCACUGAGCUCCGGCCCUGGAUUGAUGAGAUACUAGAAAGCAAUUAA